This is a messenger RNA of Suillus discolor, 851 nucleotides long. RefSeq lists its product as uncharacterized. NCBI's taxonomy places the organism in Eukaryota, Fungi, Basidiomycota, Agaricomycetes, Boletales, Suillaceae. The record is from RefSeq and is a predicted model, not a curated record. Bases 137 to 724 code for a protein of 195 amino acids. The transcript has 4 exons.
UUCGACCACUUACUUCUUAUUUGGUUCAUAUUUAUCCAACUCUCUACUAGCUGCUGCGAAGCUCAAACGUGGGCGACGAACAUCAUUGUCCAUCGAGAUUCUCUCCGACACGGAAUACAAACCAGUCAUCAAAAAAAUGAAAGUAGGCACUGCGGUGAAGCAGGAGCUUGAGGAGCCAGCGUCGGAUCUCCGGGCAUCGAGUAUUAUUAAUGCGGCCUCACAGCCUACGAAACUUUUUUUAGAAAGUUCUAAUGCAGAUAUGGAUGAUCUCCCUGAUGUUAUUCGACAACUGUCUCUGGUACCACAGACCCCAAGCAAAAACACUGUCCCCUCCACUGGCUCUUUUUUCACCGGGUCACGUUUCGGCACUGCUGAUUUACUUUCGACACAAUUUCAUUCACCCAUUGUUCAACGCCGUCGUGUUGCCAUGCCACCCGACUUCGUAGAGCCCCAAGCAUCUGAUAUCAUAUUGCGUGGUAUCCGCGACCCCGAUAGUCCAUCUGCCCCUCCUCGUAUUAAUCCCUGUAUCUUUUCUAGUACCAUAAUGAUCACUAUGGAGUCCUUAUUGCCUAUACCUUGCUACUACCCUAACCAGCUCAUCCAUACUAUAUGCAUUCCCUUACCAAUAAUACUCACAUUAACCAACAGCCAGGCCUCAAAAAGAUUCGAGGCUUUGCCGAUGCUGGCAACCUUCAGUUUUUUUUUGCUUUCCGACUACUACUAGUUACUAGCGCUUAUAGCAGACUUGCUUGUUGAAAAAUUCAUGAUAUUGACAUGAAAUACUAUUGCAACGACUUCGAAGCUUCAAGCUUCAAGGCCCAACUAAGCUGCUUUUGUAUCGCGCACUCGAC